GAGAAAGAGCAAACAAACAAACAAACAAAAGUAAUGAGUUUUUAUUAAUUUGGGUAACUCGAUAAUUUGCUCUUUCGAUUACUUUGUCCGGCCGUCUAAGAUGGAAUAAUUUCGUAGGCUCAUGCCCUCCUCGUUCGUCGCCUCCUCCUCCACCUUCUUGGAGUUGUCGCUCCCUUUUACUCGCCUUCUUCUUCUUUAACCCUAACCCUAAUCGUAAAAUCUGCCAACCGUUCGACUGGAUUUCUAGGGUUUUCGAGUUCCGUACCGGAGAGGCUGGAUCAGCAGAAAGGCGCGAUUUUACUUGUGUUUUAGCUUUCUAGGGCUUUAGAAGUUGAAGGAAUCGAGAGAAAUGAGAGGGGCUUUGGUGGAUCGGCGUUAACUCUGGGGGUAAAUCUUCCCUUUUGGAAUCUUUGGAAGGAAAAGGAGGAAUUUACUUGUUCUUGCUUCGCCAACAAGCUUGUUUGUGAUUUGGGUUUCGGAACAAGGCUCAAAUGGAGUUUUUUAAAGGGAAAAAGUUCAGAAGAACUCGCAAACCAAAAGCGGAGGAUGAUCUGUGCCCUGAAAGCGAUCAAGUGGCCUUAGAGGAACCAAAGGUUGACACCAUGGAUUCGGCACCGAAGGCAGCUGCUGCUGACCCGGCUCUGGAGGAGGAGGAUGAUGACGAUGAUUUCAUCACUAAUGAAGUGAAGAGGCGGCUGAAGGAGCUGAGGAAGAACAGUUUCAUGGUUCUGAUUCCUGAAGAAUCGUGCCCAGAAGAGGAGGAGUCAAGUUCAAGUGAGUGGAGGGAAUCGGAGGUGGAAGAUGGGUAUCCAUGGUGUGGAUUCGAUACCUUAUACAAUAAAUAUUGCGAGAGGAUGCUUUUCUUCGACAAGAUGAUCACUCAGCAGUUGCAGGAAGCAGGAUCUUGGAAUAUUUCAAAUAAUUCACCAAGAUCUGUAUCGAAGAAGCUGUCCUUGACUCUAAGGAACCUUUCUUUCAAAAAGCGAGAUGAACUUCAAGAUGACUGUGAGCAUCUACGACAAUCUCGGGAGGAAGACCCUUACCAUAAUCUUGAAACUGCUUAUGUAGCACAGAUUUGCUUAACUUGGGAGGCUCUCCAUUGUCAAUACACCCAACUGAGUCAGAAAAUAUCAUCCCAACCUGAAAAUGCCACCACCUAUUGCUUUGCUGCUCAGGCAUUUCAGCAAUUCCAGGUUCUGUUGCAGAGGUUUAUUGAAAAUGAGCCCUUUGAACAGGGUUCCAGGGUGGAAAUUUUUGCCCGAACUCGAAGUUCUCUCUCCAAGUUGCUUCAAGUUCCUAGUUUUCAAGGUUUGGACCAGAAAGAAAAUGAGGCAGAUGAAUUAGACCCACCAAUCUUUUCCUCUGACCUUUUGAAUAUUAUGGAGGAGUCAAUUUUAACCUUCCUCCUUUUUGUAAAGACAGAUAAGAAAAAAUCAGUCAGUUCUCUGAAUUUAUUUAGGGGUCACAAUCAGGAUGAAAGCUCCCUUCAGCAGGUUAAAGCCUCUCUUGAGAAGCCUGAAGAAUUCAUAGGAAGGUACCAAGAGAUGGGAUGUUCGGCUUCAAAAUUGGAUGAUGAGGAGGCUGUCCGGCUCUGCCGGGACAGAAAGAAUUUUAUCAAAGAGGCCUUCGAGCAGAGAAACCGGUUCGCCUCAGGUCACACUGCUUACAUCCAGUCUCUGAGGCGUGUCUCCAUUGCUCUUUGUAAUUAUGUUGAUGUAGAUGAACACCAUGGCUUCUUCUUAGAUGCCUACACAACAUCACCAUCGACACAUGUCAAAAGGGUAAGCCCUGAAGUCAUCUCAAUUCCUUUAAAAUCCUUCACACCAACACCAACCAAGCCAGGCGAAAGUACCUCUUUUGUUGUGAAUUACUUUAGAUCAGGUGAAAAUCCAUCAGUUUCUAUUGAGGAAAUGCCUGAGUCCCCAGAAGUUGUGAGAAUUGAAUCUUACCACCCUAUGGAUGAUCAUUACGGCAUUGAUAGUUCUUUCACCACAGAUGCUCCACCAAUGAACGCAUCAUUCUUCUCUUCACCUUAUGACAGACCAAGCUAUCCACCAGCAUCACCUCAAACCUCAAAGUGGGACUUAUUCUGGAACCCUUUCUUGUUGAUGGAUACAUAUGGAUACCCUCCUAUGUACAGUCUUGAUCAGGUAGUAGAUGAUGAUGAGAUUACAGGUUUAAGGAUGGUUCAGGAUGAAGGGAUUCCUGAAUUGGAAGAAGAGGAAGACAAAAAUAACAAAAAGAAUGAAGAAUCUAUGAAGGUGGAAAUGGUCAAGAAAUUAGCAAAGGUAGUCCCAGAACAUACUGGAGAAGCGGUUAGUGAAGAUACGGAUGAAGAUGAUAGCAUAACUCGGAAGGUGAAUGAAGUAAAGGAACUUCAGUCUCAAGGCACUGGGAGUAAGGAAGUAUCAAAAUCUAGGAAUGCGGUAGAACUUGAGGUCAAUAAUGAAGGGGGAGUCGUGAGCAAUAGAGAAAGUACACAAGAAACUCCUUGUUUUACAGUAUAUGUAGACAGAAGACCCACAAGUAUGGCAGAGGUUAUGAAGGAUGUAGAGGGCCAGUUCUUGAGAAUUUGUGAUUUUGCUAAUGAGGUUUCAGUGAUGUUGGAAGCAGGCAGAGUUCAGAAAUCGUCAAACUCUAUAGCAGUUAGGAUGUUGAACCCAACUUCUUUGUUCCAUUCAACAUCAUUGCUUUCAUCAUCUUCUAGAUUUUUUAAAGCUUCUUCCACUUCAAGGGAUGAUGGCAAUGAAAAUGGUGGUAAUCACUUGAAGGAACCUUUUACAAUAUCUGGAAGCCACAAGUCAACCCUGGACAGAUUAUAUGCAUGGGAAAAGAAGCUAUAUGAAGAAGUCAAGACUGAAGAACUUAUACGUAUAGCAUAUGAGAAGAAAUGCAUGCAGCUUAGGAGUCAUGAUCUGAACGGGGCAGAGCCUUCUGUUAUUGAUAAAACAAGAGCUGCAAUAAGAGAUCUCCAAACUCAGUUAAAAGUUUCUAUAAAUUCGAUGGAGUAUGUUUCAAGAAGGAUCGAAACGUUACGUGAUGAGGAAUUAUAUCCACAGCUUGUGGAGUUGAUACGGGGGUUGGCGAGGAUGUGGAGGGGCAUGGCGGAGUGUCACCGGAUCCAGAAGCGCAUAAUAGACGAGGCCAAGCUCCUCCUCUUCUCCUCCUCCACCGCCGCCGUCGCCGCAGGACCUCCACCGCCAAGGCUUUCCCGCUCCGCCGCCCGCCUCGAGGCAGAGCUCCGGAACUGGCGGUCCUGCUUCGCCGCCUGGAUCGAGGCCCAGCGGUCCUACGCACGCGCCCUCGCCGGCUGGAUCCUCCGUUGCGCGCCACCCCGGAGGGACACCGACGACCAGUCGGCGGAGGCGUCGCCGCUCGCCGGAAUCGGCGGAGCGCCCCCGCUCUACAGGGUCUGCGUGGGGUGGUCCCGGAUGCUCGACGCGGUCAGCGAGGUGGGGGCGAUCGACGGUGUGGAUUUCUUCGUGGCGGGGGUAGCGUCGGUGACCGAGCAGCGGAGGGAGGGGCCGGCGGCGGCGGCGGAAGAGAGGCUGGGCAUGAUGACGGCGGAGGCCGGCGCGAGGGUGCUGUGCGCGGGGAUGUCGGUUGCCGCCGGAGCGCUUGCCGAAUUUGCCGGUGAGUCGGCGGAGGGGUACGAGGCAGUGGUGAGGACGUGGGUGGAAGGUGGAAGGGAAGGAAGGGUGGAUUCGUAAUCUGAGAAUAAUUUGGGUUAAUAAUUUAUACGUGAUUAAUAUAUGAAAUAUUCGUGCCAAGAAACAGGCGUCUAGCCUGCGGGGCCCUCAUGCAUAGCUAUUAAUUUAUGUGUCAAUUUCGAGCUUGG
Molecule: messenger RNA, 3838 nt
Organism: Elaeis guineensis (African oil palm)
Lineage: Eukaryota; Viridiplantae; Streptophyta; Magnoliopsida; Arecales; Arecaceae
Source: RefSeq, a predicted model, not a curated record